Messenger RNA from Girardinichthys multiradiatus, 2447 nucleotides. It is a transcript of the gene pitx1, whose product is annotated as paired-like homeodomain 1. Lineage: Eukaryota; Metazoa; Chordata; Actinopteri; Cyprinodontiformes; Goodeidae. The transcript is spliced from 5 exons. Gene Ontology annotation, cellular component: nucleus. Gene Ontology annotation, molecular function: DNA-binding transcription factor activity, RNA polymerase II-specific; RNA polymerase II cis-regulatory region sequence-specific DNA binding. Gene Ontology annotation, biological process: anatomical structure morphogenesis; regulation of transcription by RNA polymerase II. Bases 155 to 1102 code for a protein of 315 amino acids. The record is from RefSeq and is a predicted model, not a curated record.
UCCGCGGAGAAUACCACAGCGGCGGUUACCGUGGACGCAGCGUCUUACGCACAGACCACGCUAUAUUGGAUUUAUUCAACACCUGCAUGGGACACCGUGAGGCUUUUUCUCCUCUUUGUUUCUGUCUUCUACUGGGAACCAACUGGCAUCUGGAAUGGAGCUGAAUCUGUCGAAGAAUGUAAUAUCCUGUGGGGACCCAGGUGGCAUGAAUUUGGACAGAAUCUCGGAGGCAGUGAGAGCCGCGCCGCCCCGUGACGUGGCCGCCGCGUUUCAUUUACAGAGACCUUCUGAGGGCAGCCGGGAAACUUUAGAGAACUCAAGCAGCGAGUCCUCAGACGCAGAGCUGGCAGAAAAGGAGCGGAGCGCUGAGCACAGGAGCGAUGACGGGUGCGCGGAGGACCCCAAGAAGAAGAAGCAGCGGCGGCAGCGGACUCACUUCACCAGCCAGCAGCUGCAGGAGCUGGAGGCCACCUUCCAGAGGAACCGCUACCCGGACAUGAGCACCAGGGAGGAGAUCGCCGUGUGGACCAACCUGACCGAGGCCAGAGUGCGGGUGUGGUUCAAAAACCGCCGGGCCAAGUGGAGGAAGCGGGAGCGGAACCAGCAGAUGGACCUGUGUAAGAACAGCUACCUGCCGCAGUUCAGCGGCCUCAUGCAGCCCUACGACGACAUGUACCCGGCCUACACCUACAACAACUGGACCAACAAGGGCCUGACCCCCGCGCCCCUCUCCACCAAGAACUUCACCUUCUUCAACUCCAUGAGCCCGCUCACCUCGCAGUCCAUGUUCUCGGCGCCCAACUCCAUCUCCUCCAUGACCAUGGCCUCCGGCAUGGGACACUCCGCGGUACCGGGGAUGCCGGCCCCGGGCCUCAACAACAUCAGCAACCUGAACGGCAUCGGUACCUCCGGCAUCAACUCGGCCAUGUCCUCCUCGGCGUGUCCGUACGCCCCUCCCGGCUCGCCGUACAGCGUUUACCGGGACACAUGUAACUCCAGUCUGGCCACCCUAAGACUCAAGUCCAAACAGCACCCCACGUUUGGAUACAGCGGCUUGCAGAGCCCCGGGUCCAGCCUCAAUGCUUGUCAGUACAACAGCUGACGGGCCCGACGGGGGCCCUUGAAUGUUAUGCGUCCAGAUAUUAUUAUAUAUGAACGGGCUACGGACAACUCAACUGGAUCACUUGCGAUCGUUUUUUCCAUAGAAGAGAAAAAAUGAAUUAUGCGGGUUUUAUGUUUACCAAUGAACUAGCAGAGCAAUUUAAACAUCCAGGUUUUUGGAUCUUUUUUAAAUAAUGAAGAGGUGUUACAUUGCAGCAUUGUAAAUAUUUAAAUGUAAAUAUAUAUACAGGUCUAACAUAAGAAACAAACUGGGAUUCUUUUUCAUGUACUGCUUUCUGUGCUGGUCUUUGGCUCCAUUUCGUACCAAUGCACUUAAACCAUUUAAUUAUGAAGAUAAACAAUCUUAAAAGAUAUCUUCAAAUUCCAUUCAUUAUUUAAUAUAGUUAGGUUUUUUUUUUGUUUUGUUUUUUUGAAAACGUUGUGCGACCUGUUUUCAUUUAUUUUGUUUCUGAACGUAUCACCAGGCGGUUCCAUUUCGUACCUGAUAAAGUCAAGGAAAUUAUCAAUAAUAUAGAGGUGGGAAAUGGCAAAGAAAUCAAUAGCAAAAAACUGUCAAAAAGCCAAAAAGUAGUUACGAAACGGCGCAGCAUCCCUUGCGGCUCCAUUACGUACCCAAAAAUGCGGCACGAAAUAAUGAAACUGUGAAGGAACGAAAUACCCAGCACCUCUUGUGGCUAUAAUUUGUAUCCUUCAAAAUGACAGGUACGAAAUGGUGCCCUAAGAGGCGCUGGUAGUUUUGCUCUCUGUGCAGUUUUGGUCGUUUUCAGGUAAGAACGAAGUGAACUAAAAAGAAAAAAAAAAUGGCAGAGAGGUGUUAUGACCAGCAAUUCAAUUCAAACCAGUUAAUUUAUACAGCACCAGUUCACAAUUUCCCACCAAACAUUGGGUACAAAACGACCAAAGCUACAAAAGUACGACAUUGUAAAAAAAACGGGCGAAAUGACCAGCAGCCCUUGCUUGCUUUUAAAGUGGAGUUGGGAAGAUUUAAAAGAAAAAAACACAUAAAUAAAUAAAGUUAAGCUUAAUGAAACCAAAGCAUAAAGGAGAAAAAAGAAGAAAUCUUGACGUUAUUGUACAUAUUUUAUAAAUGGUUGUGUGCUUUCAGCGGGGUGCCUCCGACCUCGUUGACUCCAUCAUUGCUUCUCAUUUUUUGCUGAAAGAAAAAAAAAAACCAUAUGUUUAACUUGACGUGCUUUGUACCAUAAUGUAAGACUGUGCAGAAGUUAUUUAGCCUGACCUGUAUAUAAAAAAGUGAUUCAAAGUUCUCAUGUGCUUAAUGUAACAUGUCUGUUUGAAUAAAUCCAAAGAAAAGAGGUUUAUUUCAA